ACGACAAAAUAAAUGUGUCCGUGAAAUACCGAAUAUAAAUUAAACAAAAAUAUAUAAUAUUAUAAUCGUUUUUUAUGUCAAUUGUUUCUUUUUUUAAUUUGUUAUUGUUUUGUAAUAUUAUAAUAUAUUAACCUAUUGGUAGAUUAGAUUAAACAAAAAAAUAAUAAUAAUAAUAUAUUAUAUUUUGUUCAAUCAUGUACCGUCAACGUUUAUGGUCGGUGCUUGCAAAACCGUCGAACAUACCGAAUAGCGUUGCCGGACCGUCGCGCAACGUGCAGUGUCGCAAAAUUGUAUUCGAAGAAUUCGGUGAUCCGAUCAAAGUGGCCAAACUCGUCGAAGACACCGUUCCGGACACGGCAGGAGACGAUCAAGUGAUCGUGAAAAUGAUAGUGGCGCCGGUCAAUCCCGCCGACAUCAACACCAUCCAAGGCGUGUACCCCGUGAAACCGACGCUGCCCAGCAGUCCCGGAUACGAAGGCGUCGGAGAAGUGAUUUCCGUGGGCUCGCACGUAAAACAUCUCGUGCCCGGGGAUCGAGUAAUACCCGAAGGCGUCAUCGGUACUUGGCGGACGGCGGCCGUAUUUCGUUCUUCCGAACUCGUCAAAGUGGACAAAGACAUCGACAUACACGCCAUCAGCGGGAUUUCGUCGAACCCGUGCACUGCGUAUCGCAUGUUACACGAUUUCGUUAACUUGAACAAAAACGACGUGAUCAUACAAAACGGAGCCAACAGCGCGUGCGGUCAAAACGUCGUGCAGUUAGCGCGACAUUACGGAUAUAAGAGCGUAAACGUAAUCCGUAAAAGACCCGAACCAGACUUGGGGAACUUGAAGAAUCGUCUCACGUCUCUAGGGGCUACUUACGUACUGACCGACGAAGAACUGAGGACGACGGAUAUUUUUAAAAGCGGAGCUUUGCCAAAACCACGAUUGGCGCUCAACAAUAUCGGCGGAAAGAGUUCCACCGAAGUGUUACGUACUCUGGACAACGGCGGCGUCAUGGUAACGUACGGUGGUAUGUCACGAGAACCCGUGAUCGUACCGACGGCGUCGUUCAUCUUCAAAGACGUACAACUCCGAGGGUUUUGGAUGACUAGAUGGCACAAACAAAAUGCGGGCACCGUACAGAGACAGCAAAUGUACGACGAACUAUCGAAAAUGAUGAAGGACGGCGAGUUGGUCGCUCCUGCUAACAAGACGUUGCCAUUGGAAUCGUUCAAAGAAGUGUUGCAGAACACCAUGUCGACAAAAGGGUACGCCGGCGUUAAAUUCUUUUUGGAUUUGCAACAGUUGUAAUGGAAAAAUAUUACUCGUUUCGUUGUUGUAUUGGAAAAAAAUUACAUACAUACAUAUAAGAUUAUUUAUUACUAUACUGAUAUUACGAUACUGUUUUUUGGUGUAUAUUAUGUUUAUAAAAAAUACAAUGUUAUUUGAAUGAAAUUACCCUGUUUCAUAUAAUGACAUUGCUUAUUAUCGUA
This is a messenger RNA of Adelges cooleyi (spruce gall adelgid), 1477 nucleotides long. Its product is annotated as enoyl-[acyl-carrier-protein] reductase, mitochondrial-like. Gene Ontology annotation, molecular function: trans-2-enoyl-CoA reductase (NADPH) activity. Bases 195 to 1295 code for a protein of 366 amino acids. The transcript has 4 exons. Gene Ontology annotation, cellular component: mitochondrion. NCBI's taxonomy places the organism in Eukaryota, Metazoa, Arthropoda, Insecta, Hemiptera, Adelgidae. The record is from RefSeq and is a predicted model, not a curated record. Gene Ontology annotation, biological process: fatty acid metabolic process.